Messenger RNA from Parathielavia appendiculata, 1116 nucleotides. RefSeq names its product taurine catabolism dioxygenase. The record is from RefSeq and is a predicted model, not a curated record. The transcript has 4 exons. Gene Ontology annotation, molecular function: 2-oxoglutarate-dependent dioxygenase activity. Gene Ontology annotation, cellular component: cytoplasm. NCBI's taxonomy places the organism in Eukaryota, Fungi, Ascomycota, Sordariomycetes, Sordariales, Chaetomiaceae. Bases 1 to 1116 code for a protein of 371 amino acids.
AUGGCACCUUCAGCAGUUGAAGUUGACGUCCCGUUGGUAACCAAAGGCGUAGUUCGUGAGCCGCUCAAGCUCUCUGGAGCGCUCGACUUGUACGAAUCGUUCGAUGUCACUCCCGUUAUUGGCCGCGAGUUUCCCACUGCCAAGUUGGUGGAAUGGCUCGACGCGCCCAAUUCGGAUGAGCUCCUCAGGGACCUUGCGAUCACCAUCUCGCAACGCGGCGUCGUCUUCUUCCGAGCCCAGGACGACCUGACCAACGAUCUCCAAAAGAAACUGAUUCUGCGACUUGGCGAGCUCACGGGACGGCCUUCCACCUCGGGGCUGCAUAUCCACCCCAUUCUCAACUCGGAGCGAGAGCUGGGAGGUAACGAUCUCGAGAUCAGCACCAUCAGCUCGGUCCAGUCCAAGCAGUUAUAUUCCAAGACGGGCCCAGACACGCUCAGCGACAAGAAGCAGAACAGCGCCCAGUGGCACAGCGAUAUCGCCUUUGAGCCCGUGCCGGCCGACUACACGUCUCUGCGGCUUGUGCAGCUGCCGACCACCGGAGGAGACACUCUCUGGGCGUCGGGCUACGAACUCUACGACCGUAUCAGCGAGCCGUACCAGAAGUUCCUCGAGAACCUUACGGCCACGUUCGAGCAACCAUACUUCCAGAAAGUGGCCGAGUCGUCGGGCUUCCGGCUGUACGACAAGGAGCGCGGCGCCCCCGAGAACGUCGGCGGCGAGCUCAAGGCCGUCCACCCGGUCGUGCGCACCAACCCGGUCACGGGCUGGAAGAGCAUAUUCCCCGUGGGCGGCCACGUCAAGCACAUCAACGGUCUGACCGAGGAGGAGAGUUCCAAGCUACUCGGCUGGUUCCUAGAUCUGGUCUACAAGAACCACGAUCUGCAGGUCCGGUUCAAGUGGAAGAGCUCCAAUGAUAUUGGUAAGUUUUCCCCUUUCUCUCACACACACUUUCCCUCCAUCUGGGACAACCGAUCCGUGUUCCAUACCGCAACCUUUGACUACCUGGACGGUCAGUAUGGUGAGCGGUUCGGAAACCGCGCGGUGGGCCUGGGUGAGCGGCCGUAUCUUGACCCUAACAGCACCUCGAGGAGGGAGGCCUUGAGCAAGGCUUGA